Messenger RNA from Diaporthe citri, 2925 nucleotides. RefSeq lists its product as uncharacterized. The transcript has 3 exons. Lineage: Eukaryota; Fungi; Ascomycota; Sordariomycetes; Diaporthales; Diaporthaceae. Gene Ontology annotation, molecular function: protein binding. The record is from RefSeq and is a predicted model, not a curated record. The coding region runs from base 1 to 2925 and encodes 974 amino acids.
AUGGAGAGGCCAUCCGGUCCGAACCCGGCGCAGAUGGGGCUCCCUGGCAAUCCGGCCCAGGGGCGUCGGGCUGCCCUUGCUGCUGGCAUCAACAUCCCUCCCCCGCCUCCCAUCCCAAAGACGGUUCGGAAGAUACCCUCCAAUUCCGGCCUCACGGCCUCAGCCCCCAUCGCUCAGAGCCAGGUCAUCGUCCUGGCGAGGGACGCCAUGAAGAAAGCUGUCGAGGAGAACCAGAGCCAGGUUGCCGAAGCCAGCGCCGUCAGCAGCGAGCUCAAGCCCGGCGUGACUGUCAAUCUGAGCCAUAAGAACAUCCAGAAGCUUCCGGAAGAGGUCGUUGACGUUAUAAAAGACCAGCUGGAAAGGCUCGCCCUCUCACACAACAAAAUCUCGUCUUUCCCAGCCCGAUUCGCCGAAUGCACGUUACUCCGAUACUUGAACGUCCGUAACAACAGGAUUAGCGAGUUCCCAUUACCGCUGUGUGAUCUGAAAUCGCUCGAAAUCCUCGACCUCGGCAGGAAUCAGUUGCGAAAUUUACCACCAGACAUUGCGAGGCUUACCUCACUGAAGGUGUUUGCAGUGCAGAAAAACCUGAUCAAGGAGCUUCCCCUCUGUCUGGCCGACAUGGGCUCGUUGCAGAUGAUAAAGCUUGAUGGAAACCCAAUCGUAUUCCCUCCCAGAGAGAUUCUGCAAGCGCAAGCUAGCAGCCCACCCAACGACGGGUUUUUGAAGGAGACAGAAGUGAAGGAGUUGACCGUCACAAUCGCCAUCAAGAAAUUCCUGAGGCAGCACGCCAACGAUCGAAUGGAAGCAGAAGCUGCUGCCGCCGGCGAAGACUCGUCUGAAGGCGUCGAGACGCCGCGCCUGGCCCCAAUCAAGCGCCCUGCAAGCGGUCGCUUUCCUAUCAAGGUCAACGGCACCGACGUACCUGACCUUCGGUCGCCAAAUACUGCACCACGACCGCCCCCAAUCCCCACGCGAUCACAUUAUCGUGGACUUUCUCAACAGAGUACAUCAUCGAUUCGUCGACCUGGUGUCAUGCCUCUGACAAUGGGGGGCAAUGUUAAUGAGCGCGUGCGCAGCAAUUCCGAAACCCUACUUCAAGCCCGCAACCAAUACUCCGGAGACCGCCAGCGCCGCAUGGCAUCCAUAUCCAAGCGGACACAGGAGCUAGGCACUUUGGACGAGACUCAGGCCAACAACCGAUUCAGCCAUUAUCGUGGACUCAGUCACGGUUCAGCCAUGCAAGCUCCCAACGGCACCAGCAUGACCAUCAAAAGCCCCAACAGCCCCGCGGAGCCAUUUCUUCAACGCCCGAUCUAUGUGCGACGGCUUUCAGUACUGCCCGAGCGCCGGCGCGAGUCCAAAUAUAUCGACCCCGUUCUCGAAGCGGCCAAGGGCAUCCUCUACUCGGUUUUCCAAAUUCACCCCAUGAUCCAGAUGCUGAUGCAUCUCACAAGCGAUGGCACAUCUAAGCGAUCCAGCCUCGAGAUCGUCUUCUACAACACUAAUGUACAUGUGGAGGAGCUUGAGCAGGAGAUCCAGAGGCAUGAGGCGGCCAUCGAGACGGAAGAUUCCGGCUACAAAGAGAACGAGAGCGUGCAGAGGGCCUGCAUCACCCUGGUCAACGCCUACGCACACGUUUGUUCACUGUUGGCAACGAACGUUGACCUGUUCAUCGAAAACGGCGACCCAAGAUAUAUCCGCACACUAUUAAUGCUGCUCUACAACAGCAUCAUGGAACUCCGCGUCACAGUGUCCAACCCAAGCCCCGACGCUGGCUUUAGGAGAGCUGCCAGCAGAGCCGCAAUGGGCGACACCAUCCGGCCGCAACCUCAUUCGCGUGAGAGCUCGGUCACACCCACGGCCGACCGACCGGGCCAUGGUCUGCGAUCCCGUAGUGGAAACUUUGUCCACAACCCAAGCAAUCUGAGGGUGGCUACAGACGUGCCGCUGAAUCCCUUGCAGGUUCCCUACAUUAACGGAACGGGACGCACGGCCACCGUCACUCCUACUCCACGGUCCGGGGAAUCUUGGACCUCAACCAGCAGCAGGGGCGUGAACGGAGAUUUCACAGAAGAAGACCGCGUUUUUGAGAGGAUUUACCUCUCCCUCCAGAGAUCGACCGAUUGGAUCAUGCGAUCUCUGCCCUCGCUGAACAGCCAAUUCGGAGCUUGCCUGGACAACGCCAUCGCCCACAGCACACCCAAGGUCGUACAGUACUGGAGAGCCUUGAUUCUUAAGUGCAACACAGCGAUCCAGAACACUGAGACGCUUAAGAAGCGCCUGUCCCUCAUCAAGCUUAAGGAGCCAGGUAUCCGGACACACAGUGCCUUCUGGGCCCUGUGCACCAACUUUAUUGAUGCGUGGGCUGAGCUGGGCAAGAUGAUCAAGCACAUCACCAACGGCGUGCCAGAAGUACAGCUGCCAAAUGACACCCGGCAGCGACUUCGCCCGGUGCAGCACAGCAUCAAGGAGACUCGCGAUUUGAUCCGUGCGUCACCUUGGUCCGACUCCCUCCGCGCACACAACCACUCAAACUCAACGUCGAGUUCUCUCGGCGGCUCCUUUUCGCAGAGCCAGAUGCCUGCAGCCCAAUCGCAACUGCCCAUGACGCCGCAGUCCGCGGCACUCGGGCCGGCCGUCCAGGCUACCGUCGCGACCCCACAAAGUGCAUCGUUCGCCAAGGCAUUUAACGGCGGGGUGUUCGAGCGUGCUGACGCCCUGAUUUCCAUGGGCGGACGCUCGAUGCAUGGAUCACGAACCGGUACCAUGUCCAGUGCUGGCUCAUCGAGCCUCAACUCCAUCACCAGCAUGUCGUCCAACGACGAGCUCAUGACACCCAACACAGCGGUGAGCCCCGGCCCCGGACCCUACAGCGGUCAGCUCCCAUUCCGCCUGGGCAACGGAAGCAGGGUAGCGCUCUGA